Molecule: messenger RNA, 2394 nt
Organism: Manihot esculenta (cassava)
Lineage: Eukaryota; Viridiplantae; Streptophyta; Magnoliopsida; Malpighiales; Euphorbiaceae
Product: rust resistance kinase Lr10
Exons: 3
Coding region: 125-2140 (671 amino acids)
Biological process (GO): protein phosphorylation
Molecular function (GO): protein kinase activity; ATP binding; polysaccharide binding
Source: RefSeq, a predicted model, not a curated record
UCCAUCACAUGAAUCAUGUAGUCAGUUAGUCAAACUUGCAAGCCAACCGUGCCCCCCUGCAGAAACAAAUGCUAUACGUUCUCGAUGAAACUCAAUCAACCUCCAUACUCCACAUUACUUAGCUAUGGUGUUCAGAGCUCUGCCUUCUGCUGUUCUCCUUCAGAUCACAGUAAUAUCACUGCUCAUUAUCCCAAUCUUCACUCACUCUCAUAACACCACCUCCGCUGCCUCUUCAGACGACGAGUUUUGCUCUCUUUUCAAGUGUGGUGGCAUCACUUUCCCCUUCCCUUUCUCCUCUGCUCUCACCUUCGGUUUAGCUCCUCAAGACUGUGGCCUCCCUGGCUAUCAGAUCACCUGCGACGAAACCUCAUCUCUCUCCGGCAUCGUUCUUUCUGGCAGGCUUUACCAAGUGAAAAACCUUUUUCUAUCUGAGAGACUCAUCACUGUCAUUGAUAUCCAACUUAUCAGAGACUUGAAGGCUGGCUCUUGCACUUCUUUACGUAAUCUCACAAUAAUGCCUAGUGCUUACAUUCCUCCUCUUAGCCUCCCUCAUUGGGCCAUUAAUAUUUCUUUGUUUCAGUGUCCUAGCCAGCUGAAACUUCCACAGGAGUUUCUUGAAAAAGUGGUGAGUAACGUUACUUGUAGCGGCGGCGAUGCGCUUUAUCUAUGGCAGAGUGGGAGUCAGUUUGAUCCACCAAGACUCAGCCCUCCGUUAAAACUGAAGGGUUGCAGUUUGAUCAGGGUUCCUGUGUCAAUUGCUAGCUAUGGGUUCUUGAUCAAUAGGAAUAGGAAGCAUAGGAUUGAGCUGGUUGAUUUGUUGGCUGAUGGGUUUCCUUUGACUUGGCCAAAUUUUGAGGAAUGCGAUAGCUGCAAUGCCACAGGUGGACGGUGUGGAUUUGAUGGUAAUUUAAGGAGAAUUGUUUGCUUCCACGGAAAGAAAAUUUUGAAGAAAUGCCAGAAGAAAUGGAUAAAGUGGAAGAUCAUUAUAGGUAUUGCAGCAGGAUUUGCAGCCAUUGUUGUUAUUAUUCUAGCCUGGAGAAAACGAAUUUUUCUUACCAUGAUACACACAAAGAGUCAAAGUACAGAAGAAGGAAUAAAUGCUAAGCGGUUUAUUAAAACAUAUCGAUCAGGUUUACUAACCAACUACACCUACAACGACAUCAAGAAAAUGACCAAAGGUUUCAAAGAAAAAUUAGGUGAAGGAGGAUGUGGCAAUGUCUUCAAGGGAAAAUUGUCGGACGGUCGACCUGUUGCGGUGAAAUUGCUGGAGAAAUCUAACAACAUAGGCCAUGAUUUUGUCAAUGAAGUUGCCUCCAUUGGUAGAAUACACCAUGUUAAUGUUAUAAGCUUACUGGGUUUCAGCUGUAAUGGUUCAAGACAAGCUCUCAUCUACGAGUACAUGCCUAAUGGAUCAUUAGCAGACUUGUUGUCCGAUGAAGAGUUCUGUCUUUCGUUAGGAUUGCCGAGGAUGCUUGAAAUUGCCAUAGGAAUUGCUCAUGGGAUAGAGUAUUUGCACAAUGGUUGUGAAUCACGAAUACUUCAUCUCGACAUAAAGCCUCAGAAUGUGUUGCUAGAUCAGAAUUUCAAUCCCAAAAUUUCAGACUUUGGGUUGGCAAAAAUAUACUCUCGAAGUCAAAGUGCAGUGUUCAUGACAAGCGCAAAGGGAACAAUUGGCUACAUUGCUCCGGAGAUUUUCAUGAGAAAUUUUGGGAAUGUUUCUCAUAAGUCCGAUGUUUAUAGCUUUGGGAUGUUGUUACUAGAGAUGUUCGAAGGGAAGAAUCGUAUCGAACCGGCCACAACCACUUCAAGUGAAGCAUAUUUCCCAAGUUGCAUAUAUAAGCUGGUUGAGCCAAAAAAUUUGGAGUCUUAUGUAUCUAUGACAGAAUACGAGGAUGCUAAAACAGUAAGAAAGAUGGUUAUGGUAGGUCUAUGGUGCAUUCAAAUAAACCCUAAAGAACGUCCGUCAAUGACAAGAGCGUUAGAAAUGCUAACAGGGGAUGUAGAUGCCAUUGAAGUGCCUCCAAAACCCUUAUUGUUUUCUCCUCCUCGUUUGCAACAGGAAAUUGAUAUUGCUUCCAUUGAUGAGAGUGAUAUCAGUGAAUUGACUUUCACUUCAAACAGUUACGAGAUAGAGAAUUGAUUAAGAGACUACACAAGAGAGCUCAAAAUUCUUGUCAUUGAAGAUCCAUACGUGGAAUAUGCAAAAGAUGUAGGUCGAUAAGUUUUGUGGCGAAAAAAGUAAAUAUUAGCUUAAAGCCAAAUUUGUGCCAUAUUCGAUCUCUUUAUUUUUGCUUUGGAUGAGAAUUUCAUACUCUUCACUUACAAAUUGUGAGAAAUUAUGUAUAUAUCAUUCAGUAUAUUACAUUUCAUAAAUAUGAAUAAUUUUUGUUUAAA